AGUUAGCUAUCCAGUAGGAUAGUUUGUUAGGAAAUAAGAUAUUGACCUAAAGUCUUUAACAAGUCAAUUUAGCUAUCAGUUAUUUUAUUUUUUUCAACGGCAGUCAUAGCUAUCAAUUAGUUAGAUUCACAAACUCAUUAUAACUCUUGAUUCCCUAUAAAUAUAUACAUCAUGUAUUCGGUUUAUUUUUCACAACAAUUACAUACAAAUCUUCUCUUUUCUUUUUUUAUUAGCUUCUGAUCAUAACGUUUCAAAACAUGAACUUCCAAAAGCUAAAUUGCGUUGCUUUGUUGCUGUUAAUCGUAAUCACCACCCAUGUUUUAGCCGACUGCACUUGCGAACCAGAAGAAACCGAGGGUAAAAAGAGCGAAGCUCUCAAGUACAAACUCAUUGCACUUGCUUCAAUCCUCAUAUUUGGUGGCAUCGGUGUUUGUUUGCCCUUCAUUGGAAAAAUCAUUCCAGCACUAAGCCCAGAGAAAGAUGGGUUCUUUUUUAUCAAGGCAUUCGCAGCUGGAGUCAUUUUGGCUACUGGUUUCAUUCAUAUACUCCCUGAUGCGAAUGAGAACUUAACAUCUCCUUGUUUGAAAGAACUCCCAUGGGGAGAAUUCCCUCUUACAUUUUUUGUUGUAAUGGUAGCAGCAAUUCUAACUCUCUUGUUUGAGACUUUAUCAGCCGCUGCUUAUCAGCUCCGAUAUCAGACACCCAUUUGUAAUGGAGAUGAGGAGAACACCCAGGCGCAUGAUAGUCAAGUGGCUGCGCACACUCAUGCAAGUCAUGGACAUGCUCAUAUAUCUAUGGCUGGAGGUUCUUCAGUUUUGUCACAAGUUGAUCGUUAUCGAAUUGUGUGCAAGGUGCUGGAGUUGGGCAUCAUCGUACAUUCAGUUAUAAUAGGAUUGUCUCUCGGUGCUUCACAAAGUCCAAAAACCAUAAAACCGCUUGUUUUUGCAUUGACUUUCCACCAAUUUUUUGAAGGAAUAGGUCUUGGAGGAUGCAUAUUUCAGGCGGAAUUCAAGUCGUUAGCUGUAAUUCUAAUGGGAACCUUUUUUAGCCUCACGACUCCUAUCGGUAUUGUUAUUGGGAUAUUAGUAACCAAUACGUACAAAGAGAAUAGUUCUACAGCUCUAAUAGUAGAAGGCGUAUUAAACUCUGCAUCAGCGGGAAUCUUAAUCUAUAUGGCACUUGUUGAUCUUCUUUCACAUGACUUCAUGAACCCACGGUUGCAAAAGAACAAGAUGCUUCAGUUUGGUUCAAGUGUUUCUCUUCUUUUGGGUGCUGGUCUCAUGUCGCUCCUUGCAAAGUGGGCUUGAAUUUAGUUAGUUGUAUAUAACACUACUAGUGCAAAGUGAAAGUUUGAUUUCAUAUAUUUAUAGUUCUUGUGUUUUGAUGUUCUUUUUGGAUGUGUUUUUUGAUACCCAAUUACAUAAUCAAUAGUAGUAAAUUACAUGCCACCGAAGAUAAUAUCCGGAGUAGUUGUUAUAGGUUUA
Messenger RNA from Lactuca sativa (garden lettuce), 1484 nucleotides. RefSeq names its product zinc transporter 3. NCBI's taxonomy places the organism in Eukaryota, Viridiplantae, Streptophyta, Magnoliopsida, Asterales, Asteraceae. The record is from RefSeq and is a predicted model, not a curated record. Gene Ontology annotation, molecular function: zinc ion transmembrane transporter activity. Gene Ontology annotation, biological process: zinc ion transmembrane transport. Gene Ontology annotation, cellular component: plasma membrane.